UUGAGAAAUUAGUUGCAAACAUUUGAACAACCUUGAACAUUCAUAUAGCGUCUCUGCUUACAGUCAAAUGAACCACUAGAUAAUGUAAAUGUAAUUGUUUAUGAUAUUAGCUAGAUGAUAUUUUCUUGAAAGUUUGAUAGGUGUAAUUAUUGAGUACUUCUCUGUUUUUGAUUAUUGGGUAGUUUUGUCUUUAGAUUUUCUCUUUAGGCCAGCUUUCACAAAAAACAGUUGCAAAGGCUGGUGGUAUUGCAAUUAUGGUGCUUCUAUACCAGGCCUUUCCACGAUUAAAAGAGUUUCCGGAAACAAGCGAUGCCAGAUUUAAAUGAAAGCCUAUGGAGAUGAAACAACUAAAAACGACAUGUGGCUACAUUCAGCCACUCCCCUACGGCCUUCACAUGCACAAAACAAUCUUCACACAAGAAGGAAAAUCUGUCAGCCAGCUGUUACUCUGAUCCUGAUUCUCAGUCCCGAUGACUUCAGGACCAUAAGCGAUCUCCUGCUUCAUUUUGGACGCCAUUCUCCUGUGAAAAUGGCCGACAUUGCCAGGCUUGUCUCUGAUGAGAUAGCAAAAGGGCCUGCAGAGCUGGAUCCAUGUCUGUUGGAAAUUGACAGGAAGUAUGAUAUUGUUCCUGCUGUAAUCUCCUCUACAUGCUGCCUCUUUGGAAUUAUCUACUGCUUUUUUGGUUACCGCUGCUUCAAAGCCAUCAUGUUCCUGUCUGGGUUGCUGUUUGGCUCUGUGAUUAUUUUCUUGCUGUGCUAUAAGGAACGUGUGUUAGACACACAGCUGAGCAUAGAGGCAAGCGCUGGCAUUGGCCUGGGCAUCGGACUUCUUUGUGGCCUUGUCACCAUGCUAGUGCGCAGCGUCGGCCUCUUUAUGACGGGCAUCCUGCUAGGCCUGCUCCUUGCCAUUGCUGGUCUUCUGCUUACACACCAGCUGUUUACACCCAGCACCCUGUGGGUGCCCGUAGGUGUCCUUCUUGGCACUGGCAUGCUGUGUGCUGUUUUGACUCUCCAGUGGCAAAAGUUUUUCACCAUCAUCUCCACAGCUGUGUUUGGUGCAGCCAUCAUGACCGUAUCUGCUGAUUACUUUGUGGAGUUGCUGAUGCUGGUCACACACAUUUAUGACUGUCUGCGCCUUGUCUCUGCUCCCGCACCGCUCUGCUGGUACAGCUGGGUCAUUAUGGGCAUCUGGCCUAUGCUCAGCAUUAUGGGAGCAUUAGUGCAGUGGAAGCUCACAGCUGAAGGUUUUUCACACACUGAAGUGAUCCUCAGCAGAAGGCAGAAGCGAUUGCAGCUGAUGAGAAUAAGACAGAAAGAUGUGAAAAAGUUGCAACUGUCUGCAGGUCAGGAGGGGACGUAUCGCCGUAAACCCACUCCUGUAAAACGCUACGCUGGAGAUCUUCUAGCUCCAAGUUACCUGCAGAGUCUCCGGGAGCAUCAGAUGGGCACAGGCACAUCCCUGAGCAGCCUGAGUACCGCCAACCAUACCAUGGUGGAUAUGGAUUAUGAUACUGGAUCAACAGUUCCACUAACACACACCACCACCACAACAGCAGCAUGCACCUGAAUAUGUGCUGAAUUCAUCAGUGGUCAAAAACUGUCCAGAUAAAAAAGCAGGAUUGCGUGGUACUUCAUAAUAAAGUCAGACAAUAUGACCGAUAUUUUGGUCGGGUCCAAAAGUCCACUGACAGGAACUGUUAGUCACUUUAAAACAAACUUUUAAUACAACUAUCUCCGAUUCAAAUAAAGACACUUUCAUUCACUAAUAGUAGACCGUGAAAGCGUUGUUAAGUGAAAACUUUAGGAGUGGUCAGCGUUGAAGGAUAAUUUAUAUUUUAAAAUAAAGUGUGUGAGAACUUUAACAUUUAUGUAGAUCUAAAUUUUUUCACAGAGGAAUUUUCAGAUAGCAACAGACUGGAUCUGUCCCUGUUUUAAAGCCACAAUUUUACAUUUUAUAUUUAUAAAUCUAGAAACCCUAGAAACAAUUUCCGAGGGGGAAAAACACUGUGAUAUCCAAUUGGUGCAUGCAUACAUUUUUCCAGUUUGAAUAUUACCUCUGCUACAUUUAGAACAGGACUGCUAAUCUCUGUUUCUUUUAGUCAACAAUAUAUUUCUGUGAUUUUAAUAGGGUGCCUGGAGCUACAAGCUACAGUUGCAGUUCACCAUACAGUCUACAGAGGGCUCUAAAACAUCAAUUGAAGUAUCUGCUCUAGAAUACAUAGAACUCCGUGUAAAGUUGUGUGACACUUUUCUAUAGUCUAUGGUUGUUUAAAAAAAAAAAGGGGGGUUCUAGUUGGACUUGAACUGUUGGACCUGGCUGUAUAGACUUCAGUAUAUCACUUUAUAUGAGUGGACUUUAUAGGCCUUUUAACAUUAGUUUGCUGUUCAUUUGCUACUGUAACUAAUAACCUGCCAUUUGAAUUAACAGUAUUUUUAUAAUAACCUGCCCUGACUUUUCACAAAAUAUUCCUUUUUAAUUUGCAGUUACUUGCCAUUAUUUUUCUUAGAUUUAGUAAAACCUUUCCUAUAUUUCCUUGAUAAAUAAUAAUGUCCCUGUACUGUAUUCUGUGAUUUUAUACAGUAACAUAAUAUGUUCUUCGGAUGUUUGGCCAAGUUGUAAGUUGUAGCCAAAUUAAAAACUACAGAACUUCCUACAAAAAAAAGUGUAAGUGACUUAAAGAUCUCUGGCCUAACUUUUAAGUUAUCUUUGCAUUUUUUGUCAUAUUAAAUUACAAAGUGAUGUCACGCAGUCAAGUUUACAGUUAAUGAUUUUUUAACCUGAAUCACUUCAGCCACUUGUAUGGGCACCCUAUUUAAAAGAUUCAUUUUAUACAAUGAAGCAACUUUGUACAGAAAGUUUACGAUGCAUCUUGUACUCUGGAAAAUAGUGUUACUUUUAAAAUGUUGUUACAUAAAUGUUGCAUAAAGUGAUGUGAACAUGGGAAACGACAGAGCAUCUACAUCCAUCGCUCUGUCCCAUCCAAUCAUGCAUAAAAGACCUACCUUAUUGGUAAUAAAUUUUCUGUUUUGUUGUCUGA
Tachysurus fulvidraco (yellow catfish) is the source of this 3038-nucleotide messenger RNA. Its product is annotated as transmembrane protein 198-like. NCBI's taxonomy places the organism in Eukaryota, Metazoa, Chordata, Actinopteri, Siluriformes, Bagridae. Gene Ontology annotation, cellular component: plasma membrane. The coding region runs from base 323 to 1567 and encodes 414 amino acids. The record is from RefSeq and is a predicted model, not a curated record. The transcript has 6 exons.